AUGACCAGCUUGACACCCCGCGGCGUUAAGACAGGGACCUUUCGCAACCGAUCCUCGCAUCAACAGCUACAGCAGUAUUUUUACUUCAGCUUCACCAAAGAAAACACCCAUUCAAAAAUGGUAUGGAUUCAGAAGAGAAGCUCGGAAGCGUUGAGUUACUUCGGUAUUGUACAGAAUCCACUCUUCGUACUACAGACGAGGGGAAAUCUAACGCCUUCAGUUCCUUAUACAUUCUCAAAACCGAAGACAUAUUUAGCUGUAUAUGACGUCGAAGUCGAAGAUCCAAAAAGCCGACUCAUCAAAAACACUAGUUUGGAUACUAGGUUGUAUUUCCCCUUUUCGGAUGUUUUCUCCAACCUCUCGUCUGCCACUGUAACCGGAAACAACGAAUCCAUCACCGGAAGAGGAAGUCCGCUAUAUUCGCCGCGACUAAGCGCGGAAAUUCAAAUAACAUUCUACACAAUCAUUUUCAUACUAGCGUUUGUGGGCAACCUUCUUAUCAUCAUCACACUAAUACAGAACAAGCGCAUGCGCACUGUGACGAACGUCUACCUGCUAAACCUGGCAAUCAGUGACCUACUUCUGGCCGUGUUCUGCAUGCCUUUUACGCUGGUGCCUGUUCUACUCAUGGAUUUUAUCUUUGGCAAAUUUAUGUGCAUUUUCAUCAGGUACCUCCAAG
This is a messenger RNA of Candidula unifasciata, 679 nucleotides long. NCBI's taxonomy places the organism in Eukaryota, Metazoa, Mollusca, Gastropoda, Stylommatophora, Geomitridae. The record is from the annotation of a GenBank genome assembly.